AAACUGGCCGGCCAUGGUGGGUGUGGGAAGGUGACCAACCUGGGAAUGUAGGAACCCCUCGUUGAAGUUGAGCUGCUAAAUAAUCUAUGCUCCAUCCAUCAAGUGGUACUGUAGCAUCCAAUCCUUCUCACGAUUCGAUCUCUUUUUCCCCAUGGAACCCGUUCUUUCUUCGCCUGUUUUAACGCGAGCUGAUGCCCUUUCUUUGUAAAAUAUUAAGGUAAAGCGUAUUGUCAAUUUGUUAGAGGGAGAGAAAAGAAAAGAGUAAAGAGAAGGAAGAAAGAAUACCUCCUCCUCUUCUCUUUAUCAAAAUUCCCUACCCUCAAGCAAAGCUAAGUGGCACCGGGGAGCACCAGCGGCAGCUUUGUCUAUUUUCUUCCUUUAUGCUUGGACUCUACCAUCAUAGCAUCCUUCUUCUUCUCUCUCUUACUUUAUACUUGGAGUUGGGGGUGUUGAGACAGGUCGGUGGGGAGAGAUCUGGGACGUCCGGGUGAUGGGCUGCUCCCAAAGUAUUAUUGGCGGCGGCAGCUGCAUUGAGUGUGAAGAUGUGAAUAACAGCCGAAAACACGGCCGGAGAGGCGGCGAAGCGGCGGCGGCGGCUUCCACCAUUUCCCGGGCUUCGCCAUCGCCGUCACCCGAGCUCGUAAAUGUGAGGGCGUCAUGUAGAAAGAUGGCGUGGAGUCUCCGUCUGAUGCUCUCCAGGGCAAGUACGAUAAGGCGGCGGCGAAGGCGAAGGAGAGGGGAGAUGGAUGAUGAGUGUGGUGGUUCGGAGAACAACAAGUUGUGGCUGCUAGCAGAUGCCCCAGAAGAGGCGGAGGCGGAGGAGGACCCGCAGUCGGUGCACUCGUCGUUUCGGUUCAGCUUUGGCUCGCAGGCGGAGGCCGCCGUGGAGCUCUCCGGGUCUGCCGCCACGGUGCUGCUCCUGGUGAAUUUGGAAGAUGAGGGGGAGGGCGCGGGGGAUACCCCGGCCCGCGAGCGGCAGGAAUGGCAGAGACUGGAGUCGCUGGAGAGGAGCAUCUCGCCGGUCGCCGGAGCGCUGGCGAGGUUCAGCUACGCCGAGAUCCGGUCGGCCACCGGGGGCUUCGCCAGAGGAAGGGAGCUGGGGAGGGGGGCGCUGAGCCGGGUGUACAAGGGGAGGAUUGGGGUGGGGAGGAGGGCGGUGGCGAUAAAGAGGGUGGGGGGGCAGGACCGGGAGAGCGCCAAGGCCUUCUGCCGGGAGCUGAUGAUAGCCGGCUCCCUUCACAACUACAACAUCGUCCCUCUGCUAGGUUUUUGCGUCGACAAGGAGGGCCUGUUUCUUGUGUACAAGUAUGUCUCCGGUGGAAGCCUCGAUCACCACCUCCAUUGCCAUGAGAAGAAAGGGAGGGGGAAGGUGUUGCCAUGGGACGUGAGGUACAAGGUAGCGAUGGGGGUGGCGCGGGCGGUGGAGUACCUGCACUAUGGCGCCGACAAGUGCGUCGUUCAUAGGGACAUCAAGCCAUCCAACAUCCUCCUCUCCUCUAACAAAACUCCGAAACUGUGUGACUUUGGAUUGGCUACAUGGAUUCACGGACCCUCUCUACCCUUCCUCUGCAAGUCUGUCAAAGGAACUUUUGGCUAUCUAGCUCCCGAGUACUUUCAACAUGGUAAGCUGUCAGAUAAAACUGAUGUUUAUGCAUUUGGGGUGUUACUCCUGGAGCUAAUUACGGGGCGGAAAGCAAUUGACCGAAGUAGGCCCCAGGGAGAGGAGAACUUAGUUUUGUGGGCAAAGCCACUCCUGCAGCAGGGUGAAGGAGCAGUGGAGAAAUUGGUCGAUCCAAGGUUAAAUCCCAGCUCAUAUCGUUGGAAUGAGAUGAUCCGGAUGAUUCGUGCAGCCACUGCUUGUAUUAACAGUGAUGAAUCAGGAAGGCCAAGCAUUGAUCAGGUGAUUGGAAUGUUGCAAGGAGAAGACACUUGUGGCGACUGGUCCAUUUUCACUGGUAAUGGUUGCCUUGCAGGAUAUGGUUCUCAGUCACACGAUCCAUUGGAAAAGAUUGAUAUGAGAGGCCAUCUAGCGCUGGCCAUGCUUGGGGUUUCUGACACUGAGGAAGAUGACUUGUACUGUCGAUGAAUCACUUUAGCAACCUCAAGUUUCUGUACUCUUACUCUUUAUUUACCUGUUUUCCUUUCUUUAUUUCUUUCUCUUUUUUUUCCCUUGCUGAGACCUUAAAUUAGCCUGUUCACCGAUUGUCUUCCUUUUUGGUUCGGUAAAUCAAGUUGUAUAUAUGUUGUUGGCAAAGGAAACAAAAUAUUUUGUCCACAUGUGAAAUUUAUGACAAAGCAUUGUUCUAUAAACAAAAGCAUUGUUGUUGUGUUGGGGGCCA
Messenger RNA from Phoenix dactylifera (date palm), 2339 nucleotides. RefSeq names its product putative serine/threonine-protein kinase PBL21. The record is from RefSeq and is a predicted model, not a curated record. Lineage: Eukaryota; Viridiplantae; Streptophyta; Magnoliopsida; Arecales; Arecaceae. Gene Ontology annotation, biological process: protein phosphorylation. Gene Ontology annotation, molecular function: protein kinase activity; ATP binding.